AUUACACGGAUAAUCCCAGAUGUUACACUGCAUCAAGUGGCUUGAUGAGCAGCCAUUGAAGUCGGUCAUAUAUGUAAGUUUUGGAAGUCUUGCCACAGUAACCACAGAGCAGCUCAUGGAAUUUUGGUUUGGUCUGGUCAAUAGUGGGCACAGAUUCUUGUGGGUGAUUAGGCUAGACUCCGUGGCUGAUAAUGAUGGUGAACAAGAGUUUCCUGCAGAGCUGGAGGAGGGGAUGAAGGCAAGAGGUUAUACGGUGAAUUGGGCUCCACAAGAAGAGGUUCUAGCUCACCCUGCAGUAGGUGGAUUCUUGACUCACAGUGGAUGGAACUCGACUUUGGAAAGUAUAUAUGAAGGUGUACCAAUGAUUUGUUGGCCAUAUGCUACUGAUCAACAGAUCAAUAGCAGAUUUGUUGGGGAGGUUUGGAAGCUCGGAUUGGACAUAAAAGAUACUUGUGAUAAAUUUACCAUAGAAAAAGCUGUUAGAAAUCUUAUGGGGGCGAGGAAGGAAGAGUUUGCAAAAUCUGCCAAGGAAAUGGCUACAUUGGCCAGGAAAGCUGUGAAUGAAGGUGGAGACUGCCACCAUAAUUUGAACAAGUUGAUAAAGGACAUCAAGAUGAUGAAUGUAAAUGCACAUCAUGCCUAAAUUCAGAUAUAUUUAUGUUUGGUUCUUUGGCACAAGUUAAGUAUUGCAGACACCGGAGCUUGCUGUCUAGCCUUAUUAAUUUUACUGGUAAAAUCACUAUCUUCGUGUUUAUUCCUCAGAGUUAUGUGAUUUUUAUGCACUUUUUUUUCAUAAUAAAAGAUGGCUGUGGAGAUUCAAGUGAGCUACAACUAAAUGUUAAUUGUUAAGUUUCAAAUUUACCUGGCAGCUAAACCCUGAGAAAACUGAAUCUGCUAUAUCUUAACUUAGUUGAGGGCAUACAUUGAACAAGUGCAGUAAAAAUCAAGAUCAGGCGCCUAAACCUCCUCUGGUCGGACGCCAGCAAGCAACUUAAGGGUAGCGCCUUUGAUCAGGAUAUUGAUUUAAAAAGAAAAACAUAUUUGAAAGAAAUGCAGACUGAAAAGUCUUAACCAAUACCCUAAGAUAUUAAAAGCUAGGAGUGAAAGAUCUGGGAUCUAACAUGAUAAGAUGUAACAUACCAAGCUCUCAAGAGACUUGUUCGACGAUCCACCUUGCUGCAAACACUUAUUGACCUUUUCUUUCAGAUGUUCAGCUCUCUCUUUCAUCUCUUUCCCUUCUUUCUCCACCAUAACUCUUUUGAUGUCAAUUUUUAUACGCGUUCUUUCCAGUCCAUUUUCCAACUGCAACCCAAUUUUCCAGACAUGUGUUACAUACCUAGCAUUCACCAUUUGAUCAGUAAAACAAGGCAUACAGAUCAUGGGAACCCCUUCACAGAUACUCUCUAGUGUCGAGUUCCAUCCAUUGUGUGUCCAAAAUGCUCCAACAGCAGGAUGAGCUAGUACUUCCUGUUGGGGAGCCCAUUUUACAAUAUGACCCCGGCCAUCCAACAUCUCUAGGUAACCAUCUGGCAAUGAUUCUAUCCAAUCAGAUCCACGAAUCAAUCCAGGCCUAAUCACCCACAGAAAAGGGUGCUUGCUAUCAGCUAGACCCCAAGCUAUUUCCAGAAACUCAAUGUCACUAAUUGCUGCAAUGCUUCCAAAGCUGACGUAGAUCACAGAGUUGGAUUCUUGCUUGUCUAACCAAGAAAUGCAGGUCUGAUCAUGUGGGAUCAAACUACUUGAAGAAGCUGGGAAGUAUUUAUGAAAUGGACCUACUGGAAAGAUUGGAAUUGGAAAGUCCUGCAUAAGCGUGGCCAAUGCAGGCUUUUCAAGUUCUUCAAAAGAGUUCCAGAUGAGCCCUGAUGAAGCCUUUGUUUCUUUUACCAUUCCUUCUACUAGUUGAUAGAGUGUCUGAGGGUUGCUCGUCUUAAUCACAGGAAGAUCUUUAACGCGUAGUGGUGGCAGCUCUGGAACAAGUUCUUCUAACCGCAAAUCUAAAUAAAUGAAGACAAGAUUAAUUAAGCAUCAAUAAGGUAUCAGCUUAUCAUACAAAGAUUUCAAGCAAAUUAAUAACCUUGAUUGAGUAGAUAACCCUUUUGCUGCAAAACCGGGAAAGCAGCAAAAGCCAGGAAAGAAGAGACUCCACCAGUCCUUAACACGAGCCUCGGAAGCUCAAAACUUCUAGCAACUUCAGAAGUGAAGUGCAGAACAGCAUCUGAAAUCAAGCAAGCAACAGGCUCCUCACCAGACAACAAUCGCGCUAAACAUUCUUGAAACGGUGCAGCACAUUUGACAUUGAGGAGUGACAAAAGAGCAAUGACAUCUUUUGUGGACGCUUCAGCUGCAGACAGACCAUCAGAAAUGGACUCAAAAUUGAAAUGAGGAAAAUGAGAAGGAUCAGGAGAGUUAAAGGUGGUGUGAAUGAUGGUGACAUUGAAGCCCCUGGAGUGAAGUAUAUUAGCAAGUUGUAGCAUGGGAUUAAUGUGGCCUUGUAAAGGCAAUGGAAAGAAUAGAAUCCUUUUACUUUGUGUUUGUGCUUCCAUUGCUCUUUCUAUUCAGCUUAUUAGUUUUGUUGCUCCUGAUAUUUUCUUUUUCAGAUUUCAGUUGAUUGAA
Daucus carota subsp. sativus is the source of this 2613-nucleotide messenger RNA. Its product is annotated as 7-deoxyloganetic acid glucosyltransferase. Lineage: Eukaryota; Viridiplantae; Streptophyta; Magnoliopsida; Apiales; Apiaceae. The transcript has a single exon. Bases 20 to 643 code for a protein of 207 amino acids. The record is from RefSeq and is a predicted model, not a curated record. Gene Ontology annotation, molecular function: UDP-glycosyltransferase activity.